Molecule: messenger RNA, 997 nt
Organism: Pyricularia grisea
Lineage: Eukaryota; Fungi; Ascomycota; Sordariomycetes; Magnaporthales; Pyriculariaceae
Exons: 2
Coding region: 90-920 (276 amino acids)
Biological process (GO): single strand break repair; double-strand break repair
Cellular component (GO): nucleus
Molecular function (GO): DNA 5'-adenosine monophosphate hydrolase activity; single-strand break-containing DNA binding; double-stranded RNA binding
Source: RefSeq, a predicted model, not a curated record
GGAUAGCCUCACCCAAGAAAAAAAGAAGAAGAAAAAAACCACCCUAAUUGAUCUUUUGCGCAGCCAACCUCGGAAAUAAUCAAGCGACGAUGGUGGAACCGUGGAAUCGACCCGAUCUCAAGAGGAGGCGCCAGCAGCGGGCGCAAGAGAUUUUGGACCAGGCCCGCGAGGAAGAGCAGCCCAAGCGGCAAAAGCAGGCGAUACCAGGCCCGACGACGGACGACAAGAUCCAGACCAUGGAGCGGCUGCGGCAAAAGUACCGGGGCAGGGAUGCGCUGGGCAUGUACAUCGAGGACCCGGACGCGUUCCCACCGUUCCGUAACGUCAUCUACUACAACGACGACUUUGUCGCCAUCAGGGACAUCUACCCAAAGUCGUCGGUGCACCUGCUGCUCCUCCCUCGGUCCGAGGCGGUCAGUAAGCUGCACCCCGUCGAGGCGCUCAGCACCAACGCCGAGUUCCUGGCAAAGGUGCGCGAGGAGGCCGUCGUGCUCAAGCGCAUCGUGGCCAGCGAGCUGCGGCGCAUGUACGGCGAGGAAAGCGCCACUGAGGCAGAACGCACAAAGGCGCUGCUUGACCCCGACAGCGUGGAGGAGUUGCCCGAGGGGAGGGAUUGGGAGAAGGGCAUCAAGGUCGGAGUGCACGCCACCCCGAGCAUGAACCACUUGCAUAUCCACUUCAUGUCUCCCGACAACGUGGGAGGCAACAUGAAGAAAGGGCACCACUACUUGUCGUUCAACACUGGGUUCCUGGUCAGACUGGAGGACUUCCCCCUGGCAAAGACGGACCCGCGGCGCCACGGUGGCCACGAAUUCAUGAAACUGCCGUUGGCAUGCUGGAGGUGUCAAAAGCCAUUUCCAUCUUUUAGUCAACUCAAGUCACACCUCCUGCAGGAGUUUGAGGAAUGGAAAAAGGAAUGAAAAAAAAAAAAAAAAAAUGAAGAAACACAUCCGGUGUUCUGCAUUCAUGUCCGGCUCUCUCGUCCGUGAAGGGAUGG